AUGGCUGAAGAACACGUUGAAGACAAUCCCGGAGAGGAAGGGCCUGUCCCGGUUCUCCGGUGGGAUUUAUGUUUAUUCGAGCAAAUCGUACGGAGCUUCCGGUUUCCACCGGAAUGGGAGCAAAUUGCGCACUUGUAUCAAGCCGCUUUCUCUACCUUUGGUGGGUCUAUGGGCGUGCGCCCACUCCAAGAUGGGGAGGAGUACUGGCAUGAGCAAAUAAGGGGUAAUUUCAUGUACCCAGCUGUUGAUGCCUUUGCCGAGCUGCCUACUGCAACUGAAGGUGUGUUGCGCAAUUUGGGGAUAGACCCUGAAGACAAGAAGAAGAAGCCUGUGAAGAAGAAGAAGGUUAUCACCUUGGAUCCUGAGGUGACCAGCAAGGGAGCUGGUGGUAGUCGCGCAACCUCUACUGCUGCCGACAAAGAUACUCUCCGCCGUCGUCAAAGUAACCUGGAAGAUUACGUUAUUAUCAGUGAUUCAUUUGAAGGUUUGUCGCGUAUAAGCGAGAAGAAAACUGGAGCGGGAGGCUCCAAGAGCUCAGGGAGCGCGGGUUCUCGUAACCCGGAUGCUGGGACCACCCCGCCCUCUGUUGCGCAAGAGGAGGAUGAUGAAGAGGAAGCGCAGGAAGAACCUGCAGUGAAGCUGAUAAGAAAAAGGAGCCGAGAGGCUGCGCUCGGGGCCGCUGUGUUGCCGAAACCCGGCGAUGCCCCUUUGAUUGGGAAGAAGAAGGCUGAAAAGAAGAAACCCGAGAAGGGCAUCACGAUCACAGAGCCCUUGGAGCCGGCGCAGAAAAGGCCCAGGGCUACUAAGGUCACUAUCAAACCGUUCCCUGCUUCAAAAUCUGCUGAUAAGGAGAAACAAAAAGGUCCUGAGAAACCUGUUCGGGAAAAAGAGGUUGAGCAAAAGAAAACCUCUGAUAAGCCUCUUACUGGACCGAAGGAGCCUAAGAUUACCGCCCCCGUUACUACUGAUACGGCGCAGGGUUCGGGGCCAAUUCCUGUCACUGGGCCUGAGCAGCCCAUUGCGGAGAAGGGGAAAAACUUGGGGGUGGAGAACCUUAUUGAGCCUUCGCCGACUACCGCUCCUGUUCAAACCGGUCCGGUGACUACGGAACAAGCUACUGCUGCUGCUGGUGGUAGCGCUGGCUUUGCUGCUGGCCAAGCUGGCGCUGGAAGCUGGGGUGGGGCGCGUCACUCUCCUAUAGGUCCAAUGGACACUUUGGGAGAUGUUUACUAUAAGUCUUAUACUGAAGAAAGCCGAGGUGAAGUGCUUCAUCAACCUCCAUGGAGCCUAAAACAGAAGGACACUUUCCUGGAAUUCGCUCCUUGCCGCGAUUGGCUUCUUAACUCCAUCCCUCCUGGUGAGGUGAAUCGUCAAAGGGAGCGAACCCACAGCGCGCUUUAUCAUGCGUAUGUUGUUGGUGAAGCCAACACUCGCGCUGCUAAUCAUCAGAUUGUUCGCGAAUGGCGAACUAUGGUUAGGGAGAGGGAAGAGUGGGAGAAGUAUCGUGAGCGGUUGCUGAAACAGGUGAAAGCUUUUGAGAGAUCGAAGGCUGCCUUUGAUGAGGAGAGGGCGAAGCUUGAAACAGAUAAAAAGGCUGAGGAGUGGGGCCGUGAAGGCCUUAAAAACAAACUCCGUGCCGCUGAGGAACUCCUCUCCAAGGAACGUGCUGAAUGGAAGGCUAUCUGUGUCAAGGACAAUGAGCGUAUGUAUGCGGCUCGCUCUAAGAUCACCGAACUUGAAGGUCAAGUUGCGGAUUUGAAGAAGAAGGCAGAGGAUGCGCAAGCUGAGUUUAAGGCGCAAAUUUCAAGCAAGGAUAGAGACUUAUCUGCUAAGGACGUUGAAAUCACUGAGUUGAAGCGUCGCCUGCGCGAGCACAUUGAAAGGAGCGAGUCCUUAGAGAUUGAUCUCGAAGCUGAAAAGUCAAAAGCUGCCACUGCUGAGGAAGCGAAGCAGAAAGCUGAGGAGGCGCGAGCCAUUAGUACCACUGCUCUCAAUGUGGUACAGAAUAAUUAUUCUGAGGCCCAAAGUAUCGUGGACACUUUGGUUGCUGAAGCUGAGUGGCUGCGCAGCCGAGGGAUCGCUCUGAUGGCCAACUCUGUCUUGAAUGCUGGGGAGCUGGAUACAGCCGUUGCUGCUUUAAUAGAUGCUUCGCGUGCUGUUGGACACCGAGGUGGUUACUUGGAAUGUGCACAACAUGUCUCAGAGAUGUUUGGCCAGGAAUUUGACACUAGUCACUGCUCGGUGACUGAUCAAGCUGAGGCCAAGCUGGCUCGCGCUGAAAAUGGUUACGAUAACUUGUCUCUGCCAGUGAUGGACUUGGUUACUGAAGCACUGAAGCAUGAUGACUGGUGCCAUCGAUUGAAGACCAUCCUUGAUCCACCACAAAUGGUUGAAUUAUCUGAUGAGGAGGGGUUGGCAGUCAACGAUGAAGGCGAUGAUGAUGGCGGAGAUGGUGAUCAACCUGAAUAG
Messenger RNA from Helianthus annuus (common sunflower), 2469 nucleotides. RefSeq lists its product as uncharacterized. Bases 1 to 2469 code for a protein of 822 amino acids. The record is from RefSeq and is a predicted model, not a curated record. The transcript has 6 exons. Lineage: Eukaryota; Viridiplantae; Streptophyta; Magnoliopsida; Asterales; Asteraceae.